Molecule: messenger RNA, 6470 nt
Organism: Pomacea canaliculata
Lineage: Eukaryota; Metazoa; Mollusca; Gastropoda; Architaenioglossa; Ampullariidae
Product: protein lev-9-like
Exons: 14
Coding region: 864-3059 (731 amino acids)
Source: RefSeq, a predicted model, not a curated record
GUAAACAAUGGAGGACAGGGUGGGAACAGUACCCAGACAGGGUCCCCCAAGUUCUGUGGACACACACACUCAGAGUGGUCUCCGAUACAAGAGCUGUGAAUCCAGAUAGUUUAUUAUCUGAAGUGUUGACAAACUGCGCUACCACUGCGCUACCGUGGGCCUUAAGCCUACAUCUGACGGGUUUGGAGGAGGAGGAAGGAGGAAGGGGGAAAGGUAGAAACCAUCGGCAAUGUCCGGAAGCACGCGCUGCCCUGUAGUUCGGCCAUCUCCGUACGCGGGCGCGUUUCUUCACAAACCUAUCCUAAAACCACCAUCCUCCCUCACCAUCAAAACACAAACGCACUAGCACACGCGCACCCAUGUGUACGCCGACGAUCGAGCUGCCCAGCACGUGACACGCGACAGCGUCGUCAUCUCCACCAGAAACUACGACAGGCGGAGUUGGCGAGGGACCUCUGGUUUCUUUCUCCCCUCCCUCUCUCUUUCUCUCUUCCCUGUCUCCCUGAGGGUGCCAGAGCGGCUCUGAGAGCAGAGCUGAGAAGAAGACUUCUCUGGAAAUGUCUGCUUGCGGGCAGUUAACUCCAUUUCAUCCGUCGCCUCCUCUAUAACUAGCAGACGCCACACGCACGCGCGCCAUUGACAAGUCUGGCGGAGCACGCACUCUGUGGCGCGCACGCGCACUUGAGAGAGUAGCGGAACUUCACCAGCGUCUAGAAGCGACUGUGGAAACAUUUCAAGUUUGAAGAACGCUUGUGCAACUCUCUUUCUUUCUCUUCCAACCAUCCUUUCUCUCCAUUCACUCUUUUCUUUUGUUUUCUCGUGCUUUCUUUCCGUCGCACUUCAGAAGUUUUUUGAGAGGAGCCAUGACUAGGAUACGACCCUGGAACAUUCUUCUCUCGGCCUUCUUGGUGUCACUGUGCAUCGAUGUGGAUAUGGCCCAGGUCGACGACCCGGUGUGUCCACGUCACGCUGAUGUCGGCAACCGCAAGUGCGCGCGCCGCUGCGAGACCAACGUGGACUGCAAGUCGCGCAAGAAGACCUGCGAGUGUGACGGCGUGUGCGGCCGCAGCUGCGUCAACGAGAAUCUUCGUUGUCUUCCCGUGGUUGUGGACAUAGCCCAUGGCAAGGUGAGUAUCCUCCCUUACAACAAGUUUGGCGCCGUGGCCCGUUACACGUGUGAUGAUGGCUACACCCUCAUCGGACUUCCGCUCAGAGUCUGUCAAGGGGACGAAACCUGGAACGGCGAGGAACCGCGCUGUGAGCUGAACCAUAGGCUGCUCGAAACCUCCCACGAGUGCCACAGCCCUCCCAUCGUCUACCACGCGCAUCACUCGGGCGCCGAGGGUCAGACGAGCUACCAACUUGGUGCUAAAAUCAUCUACCAGUGUGACCCCGGGUACACCCCGAAAAAAGACAGUGUGGACCGAGCUUGGUGCGUGGGUGGCGGAAUUUGGGUAGGACCCAACAUGACCUGCACUAGUGCCACUCCACCUGCAGCCUGCGAGCCUCCCCAACCGAUUCUUAACGGCUUCGUGGAAGCUGUGGCUGCUGGGGUCGGUGCUGGAUCCCAGAUAGAGUACAGGUGCAAAGGCGGUUUUUACCUGGUCGGCAACGAAAUUCGCACCUGUCAGAAAGACGGCACCUGGAACGGGACGGAACCAACCUGCGAUGAAGGUGAGAACAUGGCUUGCGGUCCACCCCCGCACGUGGAGCACGCGGACCAUGACGCUUCCUUAACGCAGUACCGCUUCGCCAUGGGAACCACGCUGACCUACACCUGCAAGUUCGGCUACUACAGGGAGGGCGGUCAGCGCGCCACCUGCAGCGGCAAGGAAGGCAACUGGAUCGGACCUCACAUGACCUGUAAAGCUCGCGACUGCGGAGCCCCGGGCGAGAUCAACAACGGAUGGCGGGACCCAGGGUAUCGCUUCACCUACCCGACCCGCGUAACCUACCACUGCAACGAAGGCUACGAGAUGAGGGGCAAAGGUUACCGAGAGUGCGAGGCCAACGGCGAGUGGUCCGGCGUGUUGCCGUCCUGCGAACCCAUCCACUGCUUGGAGCUGCGGGCACCCCUGCACGGGACGAUGAUCGGGUCUGGCACCACCUACGGUUCCGUCAUCAGGUUCAUCUGUAACGACGGGUUCAAGGUGGUGGGCUCGGCAGAGCGCACGUGCCAGGCCGACCGCACGUGGAGUGGCCAGGAGGCCUUCUGCGAAGGUGCGGCGUCUGCAGAAAUAAACUGUGGCGUACCUGGUCCUAUCUGGAACGGCUACCUGGACGGUCAUCGUACGACGGUUGGUGCAGUGUACUUCUACAGAUGCAACAUUAGGACCAAGUUCCAAGGGGACUCAUUCUCCACGCAAUGUCUCGAGAACGGCCAGUGGUCCUACCCUCCACCACAGUGCCUGGGUCAAUGCCAGGUGCCCGCCAUCAUGAAUGGCACCAUCCUUAACGGUCGGGAGGGAGCUUGGGCCGACUCGGGUACCACCAUCACUCCACAGUGCCUCAACGGCCUCGUCCUCAAUGACACCACGGAGGUCGUCUGCAACAAUGGGUCCUGGAACAUUAUCCCUCGCUGCGUGCCAGCCCCCUGCGACUCGCCUCCUCCACUGGUGGAGAAUGGACACCGGGUGUUCUUCGGGGUACGUCACGGUGAUCGGGCGCGGUACUUCUGUAUCGAGGGGUACAAGUUGAGCAGCGCCAGCCAGCAGUACCUCACCUGUCAGUACGGCGACUGGGUGGGGCCGACACCCGUCUGUGAAGAAAACUACUGCCCCAACCCUGGCGAACUGAAGAACGGGAAGGUGUAUAAGAUCGGGCAGGUGGGCAAGUUCAUCUUCCACGACUUUAUCUACACCAUCAAGCACGGCGACCGCCUGGUCUACGAGUGCGACCGCAACUACCGACUGAAGGGUCCUCGUGGAGCCGCGUGCGUCAACGGCGAGUGGAGCCCCAAGGAGCCCCCCCAGUGCGUGCCUUCCCAGCAUCCUCUCUUCCACAAGCUGUGGAAGCCGUACGAGGAGCAGCAGGCACUGGUUUAUCGCCGCCGUCGAUGACGUUGUUAUUGUUGUUCGUCGUCGACACAGUCGCAAAAAAAAAAAAAAAAGGAACCAACCCCAAACCAAAAUGGACACGUUGGUUUGGAGUCUACAAGCAUGGGAACAAAAGAAAAGAGCGGCUAUCGUUGUAAGGUCGUGACAUGUGUAAGCUCAGGUCACUCGUGUGACCUGGGAGAAAUUUUAAGAUGCGGACAGACAGACAGGUACAGGCAGGUGCGAAACCUUUGAGCUAUCUCGGAACCCUGCUGACUAUCACUUGCGAGUUUUUCUUGUUCCAUCAGUCGUGUGUGUGUGUGUGGAUGGGUGGUACUAGCUUCAGACAGACAAACACACACACACAAAUUAAGAGAGAGAUUGAGAGAGAUAUUGAGAGAGAGAGAAGCAGAAGCACGAAUGUUUUAUAAUGUGUCAGACUAAGAUGCGAACCACGACCAUUGGGAUUCCUUCUCGCACGCCUCAAUGAACAGUGACGUCAUCCACGUCAUCAAGUGACGAAAAAGCUUUGUGGUGACGUCACAGAAGCAGAGGCAACAUGAAUGGCUCGCUGUCCUGUGUCAGACGAUGGCACCAUCCCGUUGCCAUGACGACAGCUGGCGCUAGAGAGCGGAUCUCAAGGUAUUUCACUGAAGGACAGCAGCGAGGCUGCACACGGCACAGGUUGAGCUGUAUCAUCACGUGCUUCUGUUGUAAUGUCAGUAGAUAUUCUUUUGUUAUCGAUGAAUGUGUAAAUAAUGUCUCUAAGGUGUUCGAAUCCCGCUUACUGACCAUCUGUUCUAAAGUCAUUUUUUUGUUUGUUUGCUGAAAACAAAUGCUGUUUUCUUUUUAUUUUUAUUGUUCAUGAACGUUAAGGACUAGUGGAAUGGAAAUUUUUUUUUUUUUUACUCUCCUCGACUUUGUCGUCGCUGACAUUGACAUGGAGAAGCGAUGACAGUCAUUUGACAACACACACACACACACACCAAUAUACAUAAAUAAUAUUCGCAUUCACAUUUGUGUACACAGAAUGCAAACUAGUAUGACCCUUACAAAACACCAGGAUACCUUAAUUCAUCCUUCCUCUCUGUCCCUCCCUUACCACUCUUUGUUUCCUCCCCGUCAUGUGAGUCGCUCUUUUCCCGACUCAGGCAAAUGACAAGAGGAAUGACCCCUGCAGCCAUACUCCUCCCUUCAAAGGCUUCUCGAUGUCAUUCUAAAGGUAAAUUGCUUCUGUAUGUCUGUCGGUGUUUUUAGAAAGUCUCCAUUGUCUACACUGUUAUUCUUACAACUAAAGCUAAAGUGUACAUACAGCGUGCCAUGAAGUCUGACCAACCCACUCUUGCUAUCAACUUAUAAUUUAUUUUUAAAUUUCUUUCCCUUUCAGCACUGUGUGUUUUAAGUUUUGUGUAUCUUUAGCUGCUGCAACGGAAAAGUAGCUUCUGAUGACCAGUUCAGGUCAAUGGACUGAAGUGAGUGGCUCUGUCUAAAAUGUUUUAGUUUAUAUUUUAAAAGACCAACCCUAUCAUGGAUGGUCAAGGGGGUGAGAAAGUUUCUUGCAAAUAAACAUUACAGAAUAUACUGUAUAUUGUUGCACUGUGAAUCUCAGUGGUUUUCUCACAGUCACGACUGCAGUCAUCGAAAUCGAUAUUCUUUUGGCAUAUUUUCACCUGGUGACAACAAGAGUUUGAUGUACCUGCCGACAGAUUUCACCAGGUCCAGAUACGAAUCGAUGUUUGAAUAAAUAACGACGGGACUGAGGUGACAUGAAUGAAGUUAAUCUCUAAAUAACUAAUCAACUUAGACCGGAAAUUAAAAGUAAGUGCAAGGACAUGGGUUCUUUGCUACGUUUGUCUUGUGGACUUUAAACAUUAAUUAGCUCAGACAAAUGUAGGUCCCUUGGUGGCAGGACAGGAUUCAGGGUCAGUCAAUGAUGCGUGAUGGAUCUGGUUUUUUUUUUACAUCAACUGCUAAAAAUUUCUUUUGUAUAUAAUAUCCAUGUCUCCUCCAUGUUUUUCCGACAUUGACUUUGGUCAACUUGACUCGGUGUGGUCAGCAUGGCGAAACAAUAGUUUAGGGACUGUGAAAGGGAGUGUGUGUGUGUGGUGUUUGUGUGUUCAUGUGACCAUGUGGGACCAGCAGUACCAUGAGGAACAGACCCACCACAUGUUACAGGUGUAGCUGCCUCUGUAUGUGCAUCUAGUGCAUGAGGGCAUAGGUAUUAGUAUUGCAGUAUUGCUCUCUCUCUCAUUGCCCCCUCUCGCUGUCUGGUUGGUACCGGUGUCAGAAGGACAAGUCUGUAGUAAGGUCAACCGUGCUGUCAAAACAGUGCAGACUGGCCUGGACAUCACUGCCCACAUUUUUAAUUUCAUUCCACCUUUGGAUGAAAAGAAGACCUGACCACAUGUCAGUACUCACUACUCAUCUCUAAGCUACUCAGCUACUGCAUGCUCAGUCCAGAACAUCUUCAAACGCAAAGCAGAUCAAGAUGGACAUACAUGUCAGUGAAUCACAAACGGGAAAUCCUGUCCAAGACAAAGCAUUAUACUCUCUUGUUUGUAAUCAAUGCAGAAUACUUUACUCACUUAUUCGCAAUUAGAGCAGAACACUUUAUUCAUUAUUUUGUUUGUUUCCAGUCAACUUUACUUGCUGAUUACCAGUACAGAGCACUGUGUUCGAUGCUUCGAAAGAGCUACACGUCAGCUCUACACAUUGUUCUUGUGUUUGCUAUACUUCUGAGGUUCAGUAGUUUAUCAGCAAUGUAAUAUAAGCUUCUGCAUUUUGUGUAGUUCUAUUGUCCAGUUCCUUCAAGUUACUUUGUAGGUCUUUAAGUUCUUUGGUUUAUCGCUUAGAACCAUUUUGUUUUAUUAUUAUUAUUUUAAAUGCGUCUUGCUUUUUGAGCGAUUUUCAAACUGGAACGUAUUUACGCUUUUCAGCAUCUUUAGUAAAAUAUAUUUUUAUUCAAAUCAUUCAAUGGUACGGCCAUGAUGGUUGUGAAGUGAAUAGAGAAUGCUUCGUGCGAAAUCAGGAUUCCAGGAUCCAGAUAAUUGCAAAGCUACAAUUUUCAAACUGAAAUUUUCAGAAGUGUGGUUGUGAUCAAAAAUAUUUUCACUAUAACCUUCACUCACUUCUUCUUCUUAAUAACCAUUUAUAGACUAAAUCGUAUAUAUAUAUAACAUAAUAUUUAAUACAUUGUCUUGGAAACAAACUUUCAUGCCAUUUUUUUCUGCUUGUUAAUGAAAUAGCCAUUAAAACUGAAAUGGACGGUGAAACGUUUUAUUGAAAUGACUGACAAUUGUAUCUCAUGUUCAUCAUUAUACGUGUAUAUUGGAUAAUUUUUCGUAUCCGUGAAAUAUUUGUCUUCGUAUAUGUGUGCAUUUGUCUUGAGUCGGCAGUUUUUCUUAUAAGUUUACAAAUAAAGAUGUCGCUCUGAUA